Boleophthalmus pectinirostris (great blue-spotted mudskipper) is the source of this 1815-nucleotide messenger RNA. Its product is annotated as guanine nucleotide-binding protein subunit beta-5b-like. Gene Ontology annotation, biological process: G protein-coupled dopamine receptor signaling pathway; G protein-coupled receptor signaling pathway. The coding region runs from base 121 to 1308 and encodes 395 amino acids. Gene Ontology annotation, cellular component: heterotrimeric G-protein complex; cytoplasm. The record is from RefSeq and is a predicted model, not a curated record. NCBI's taxonomy places the organism in Eukaryota, Metazoa, Chordata, Actinopteri, Gobiiformes, Gobiidae. Gene Ontology annotation, molecular function: signaling receptor complex adaptor activity; protein binding. The transcript is spliced from 13 exons.
UCUCUGUCCCUUCCUGACAAUCCUCUUCACUGGAAAUCUCCAGGUCCACUGACCCAUACCUACAGAAGGGAGAAAAUACAUUUUUGUGAGGUUCGUGUUUGCUGUAAAACACCUGCGACCAUGUGUGACCAAACCUUUGUGGCGGCCACUUUUGGCCCCUGUGAGAGCUGUGCCACACCGAGCCCUCUCAUGAACAUUUACAUCAAGAAUGAGCCAAUCAACUACUGCUCCUUCUGCGUGGAAAUGAUGGCUUGUCAGGGACUCCAGAGCGGGGAGAGCGUGGCGUCUCUGAAGCGGGAGUGUGACAGUCUGAAGAAGAAGCUGGAGGAGGAGCGGGGCAAACUCAACGACGUGGAGCUCCAUCAGGUGGCUGAGAAGAUUGAGGUUUUGGGCAGUCUUUCCAUAAAGACCAGGCGUGUGCUCAAAGGCCAUGGAAACAAGGUGCUCUGCAUGGACUGGUGCAAAGACAAACGACGUUUAGUAAGCUCCUCACAGGAUGGAAAGGUGAUUGUCUGGGAUGGAUUCACUCUCAACAAGGAGAAUGGGAUCAGUGUGCCCUGUACAUGGGUGAUGGCAUGUGCUUAUGCACCCUCGGGCUGUGCAGUUGCUUGUGGUGGUCUGGAUAAUAAGUGUUCGGUGUACCCUUUGUCUAUGGAUAAGAACGAGAACCUGUCUGCUAAGAAGAAGGCAGUCGCUAUGCACACUAACUAUGUGUCAGCAUGCACCUUCACCAACUCUGACAAUCAGCUUCUGACCUCCAGUGGUGAUGGCUCGUGUGCAUUAUGGGAUGUGGAGAGUGGGCAGCUGCUGCAGAGUUUCCACGGCCACACUGCUGAUGUCUUGUCCCUGGAUCUGGCACCGUCUGAGACUGGAAAUACUUUUGUAUCUGGGGGCUGUGAUAAGAAGGCUAAUGUGUGGGAUAUGCGCUCUGGGCAGAACAUCCAGUCUUUCGAGAGUCAUGUGUCUGACAUCAACUGUGUGAAGUACUACCCCAGUGGAGAUGCAUUUGCAUCUGCUUCAGACGAUGCCACAUGCCGUUUCUAUGAUUUACGGGCUGACCGUGAAGUAGCUGUCUACCAGAAGGACAGUAUCAUAUUUGGUGCUUCCACUGUGGACUUUUCUUUAAGUGGUCGCCUGCUGUUUGCUGGCUACAAUGACUACACUAUCAAUGUGUGGGACGUAUUAAAGGGGACUCGGGCCUCUGUUCUGUUUGGGCAUGAGAAUCGCGUCAGCAGAGUCCGAGUGUCUCCUGACGGCACUGCUCUGUGUUCUGCCUCUUGGGAUCAUACCUUACGGAUCUGGGCCUAAAGUUUUUUUUUGUUUAUCAACAUUAGUGGUGAUACAAUAGCUAUAUUGCAUUUCUGAAAAUGGAACUAAUCCUUAAAUCCUAUGUGUUCAUAAACACACCAUGACGGUACACUAAACCACAAUAUUUGAGUUACAUUUGAAUUGUCAAAACUUCAGACUUAAGACAAUUAAAAUAUUACUGAUGUUAAGAAAUACAACUUGUACAAAAUAUUACUCUUCUGGAUUUUCAUAUAUUUAAGAUUGUAUUACACCCACUCAAUUGUAAAUAUUAACAAUAAUAUAAUCUAGCAGUCUUUUCCAGCACACUCAUUGUAAAGUGGAAAGUAUGUAGGUUUUAUUAUUUCAUUUGUGUACAUAAAGUUAGCUUGUUUAAUAGUAAUAACAGUAAAGUUGUUUCAUGACUCCUUGAUCACCAACAAUUGCAGUCACACUAACACAUCCAUACAGCCAUACAGCAAAACAGCCAAAGUGUCUUGCUCAAGAACAUAACAGUAUGCACAGAUUGAA